Molecule: messenger RNA, 1314 nt
Organism: Prinia subflava (tawny-flanked prinia)
Lineage: Eukaryota; Metazoa; Chordata; Aves; Passeriformes; Cisticolidae
Product: Fc receptor-like protein 4
Exons: 8
Coding region: 1-1314 (437 amino acids)
Biological process (GO): cell surface receptor signaling pathway
Cellular component (GO): plasma membrane
Molecular function (GO): transmembrane signaling receptor activity
Source: RefSeq, a predicted model, not a curated record
AUGUCCCCGGCCAUCCAGGCUGGCUGUCACUCGCUGCUGUGGCCACCGCUCCCCUGCGUGGCGGCUCUUCGGAUGCAGAGGAAGGAAGAAAGGUCACAGCUCGUCCCCACGACCCAGACCCUCAGCCUCGCUGGUGCCCAGACCACCCAGCUCCUGGUGGAGCCCCCCUGGACACCAGCAGUGUUAUGGGACCGGGUGACACUGACCUGCCAGGGCUUGGGGACCACCGGUGCCACCACCUGGUACAAGGACAGGCAGCGAUGGGAGCAGAACAGACGAGACCAUGUCACUGUCACUGAGAGUGGUACCUACAGCUGUGAAAGACCCGGCAGUGGACGCAGCUCCCCCGUGAGUGUCUUAAAUGAUCGGCUGGUGCUGCAGGUGCCAGCACGGCCAAUGCUGGAGGGGGACACAGUGACACUGCGCUGCCGGGGCUGGCGGGAUAUGCCGGUCUCCAAGGUGAAAUUUUAUCGAGAUGAGAAGGAUCCAGGGGGGUCCCUCAGGGGGACCGAGCUGUCCCUGCCCCCCCUGCAGCUGCACCACAGCGGCCGCUACCACUGCAGGGGUUUGGUGAACUUGUGGCAGUCACAGUCAGCGCCGGUGACAGUGACAGUGCAGGAGCUCUUCUCGAUGCCGAUGCUGGAGGGUCCCCCUGAAGUCACUGAGGGGUCCCCCCUCAAUCUCAGCUGCCUCAGCACCCCCAGCCCCCUGCGGCCCCGAGCCCCCCUCCGGCACCUCUUCUACCGGGACGGGCAGUUGGUGGGGGGCCCGCAGGGGUCCCCACAGCUCCUGGUGCCUGUCGUGGGGGUCUCCCACUCGGGGAAUUACAGCUGCCAGGUGCGCUCUGAGGGGGGAACCGUGCAGAAGAGCAGCGCCCGGCUCGGCAUCACGGUGCACAUGCCCGUGGCCAAUGCCACCAUCACCCCCGGUCCCCUGUCCCACCAGGUGCACACAGGUGACCCCGUGACCCUGCGCUGCUCGGUGCAGGUGGGCUCAGCCCCUGUCACCUUCACCUGGCUGCACAAUGGGCAGGAGGUGGCCCAGGGUCCCGUCCUGGAGCUUGGGAACGUCACUGUGGGACAUUCGGGCACCUACCAGUGCGUGGCCACCAACCAGCUGGGACAGGACAGGCACCGCAUGUUCCGGGCACUCAGCCCCGAGCUGGCCCUGGAGGUGACACCACAAGGGCACUGGAACACAGCAGUGGCCACAGGGGUUGGUGGGUCCCUCCUCUUCCUGGUCCUGCUCAUGAGUGGAGUUUUGGGCUGGCGCCAGUGGAACCACAUGGCUGCCACGAAGCAGCAGGAAAGGUGA